Aureobasidium pullulans EXF-150 is the source of this 2184-nucleotide messenger RNA. RefSeq lists its product as uncharacterized. The record is from RefSeq and is a predicted model, not a curated record. NCBI's taxonomy places the organism in Eukaryota, Fungi, Ascomycota, Dothideomycetes, Dothideales, Saccotheciaceae. The coding region runs from base 1 to 2184 and encodes 727 amino acids. The transcript has 2 exons.
AUGGAGCCUCCUACCAGCAUCGCUUUCAGCCACGAGCCUGAAUGGAUAUGCAAAGAGCCGGCUCUGGUCACCUGGAACGAUAACGAUCGCUUGGAAUUAUCUUCAAUUGGACUGCCAUGUCCUACCGGCAAAGCCACUCAGAUUACUCUCUGGGUCGGAAAACAUCCAACGAAUGGACUCUGUAUCGUGCUACAAUUACGUAUCACUGCUCGGUUCUCGAAACGUCGAAGAGUCCUUGACUACUAUUUACCAUUGCCCCCACCGACUGGGGAUAUCUCUGUCAUGAAGGUAGAUGAUGCGUCGCAAAAUCUCAAAGGGUGUUUGGAAGACGCAUAUGGGAAGUCAUCUACCAAGAAAUGCAUCCGUGUCUCAUUCCAGCUUUCUGGGCUAGGUCGUGUUCUGAUGCCUAUCGUACCCGAUAAUGCGCGCUGUUUUGAAGGUACACCUUUCCAUCUCUUGACCCAGUUUCGCUCGCUCUCGCACACAAGCCAACUUGAUGUAUAUGUUGCAUACAGCUCUUAUGCUCAGCAUGCCUUGAUAAACCUAGAGCCACCACUCAAGAAUUUUCUAGCAUGCACUGAACACAUUGAUCUUCCUCGGUCUUAUGGGGGAAACGGAGGUGUGUUCGAUGAUUGGCGGCAACUUGGUGACAAGUCUCCAAAUUCCUUCUCGGACGCUCAACAGCCGUGGUUAGGUCAGGGUAAAGAUCAAGAGCAUACCCAACCAGGUGUUGACACCUCACCACGCGUCGAGACCCAUCGAUCGCUGUCCGCCGAAGCUUAUGAAGUGCCAGAGCAUGGUCCCCCUGCAGAUGUGCAAGAGAUGUACUCGCCGCCUCCGUAUUCUCCGACGAGGCAGUCUAUCCGAACUUCCGUUAGACCAGAACCGCUACGUUUUUCCAAGCUUCAGUCUGAAUUACCUGGCUAUCUUAAGCGAUCUCGUGGUUUAGAUUCAGAUAGUCCCGGGGGCGACGAACCAUGCGCCAAAUCAGCGAAAUCCGAUCGCAUAGAAUUAUUUUCAUCAACUAUCAUUGACGCCUCGAACGUCGUGAAUCACAAACGAUCACCUCAAGUGCAGAGAGUAUGCUCCUACUCACCUACUGUGGCCAACACUCCAAGCACUGUAGAAGAGCCGCAGCUAUUUCCUCCCGAGUACACGACACCGACUCGCCGCGAAUAUCAUACCACUAACUCAUCUCCCGUCCAGGGCUUGUUUUCUUCUCGCCACACCACUUCUCAUAGCCGAACCGGACGGAGUGCUGCCAUAAAAGAGCGUGACUCAGCUACCGGUCACACGCUUGACUUCAAUCGUGGAAGUCUUGCCUCCUUAAAUAACACGGACUCAAGCAGUCCUGAAACGCCCCGGAUCACACCGACGGUGUUCACAAGAAGGCUCGAAUUUCUCUCUGUUCCGGUUGACGCAGAAGACAUAGUAUCGAAACUGGAGCAUGAGCAAUCACUAGAGAAGAACACAGGCAGUUUCGUCUCGACUCAGAGAUCUUUAGAUCACGUCUCGCCAACAAGAACCGACCAUCCAUUGAACAAAGCACUCAAAGCACUUGUUGCUGCACAGCUACCGCCUUUGACCACACAAGCUCUGCAACGCCUCAUGGACGAUCUCUUAGAAUCAGUAGACUACAGCUACAAAGUGGCAGAACUAGGGCUACAAGAAACAUCGGACGAGUUCAAGGUUGAGCUACAACUAGAAAAGGACAAAGGUGUUGAAGAAAUCACUGAGCAUGCUGAAGAGAUCCUCGCUGGCGUCAAGGGUCAGAUGGAAGAUUUGGCAAGUGGCCAUCUGGUUUCCUUCGAGGACAUGCUGCAGAAAACCAACGGCCAAUUGCAGCAGAUUUUCAAGGCUUUCUUGGGAGGGCUGGUCAAAGCCAUGGCGAUGGGUAAGGACUGCCUUGAUAGACGAGCGGCGGAAGACACAAAAGUGGAUGCACCUCUUGUUCGACAUCAGAGACCUGCCUGUGAGAACCUUCAGCCCAUAAGCAUGCCGGACUCAUCACCAGUCGCUGCCACAAAGUUAUUCCUGCAAGAAUUCGGUAAUCUUCGAGCGGCCGCGAAGGUGAAGGUGUUAGAGAGACUUACGAGUCAGAGCACGGCAGAGAUCUUCCUGACCGUGGAUAGAGAGCUUCGUGAGGCUUGGGUCGCUAGCUGGACCGGUGAAAUCGCAUCGUAG